Messenger RNA from Mytilus californianus (California mussel), 1581 nucleotides. Its product is annotated as eukaryotic initiation factor 4A-III. The record is from RefSeq and is a predicted model, not a curated record. Gene Ontology annotation, cellular component: catalytic step 2 spliceosome; nucleolus. Bases 13 to 1212 code for a protein of 399 amino acids. The transcript has 11 exons. NCBI's taxonomy places the organism in Eukaryota, Metazoa, Mollusca, Bivalvia, Mytilida, Mytilidae. Gene Ontology annotation, molecular function: RNA helicase activity; ATP binding; mRNA binding.
GAAAUUUGCAAAAUGGCAGGAAGACGCGUGAUGACCGAGGAUCUUAAAAAUGUUGAAUUUGAAACUAGUGAAGAGGUUGAUGUUACACCAACGUUUGAUAACAUGGGCCUGAGAGAAGAACUACUUCGAGGAAUAUAUGCUUACGGAUUUGAGAAACCAUCAGCUAUUCAACAAAGAGCUGUCAAACCUAUUGUUAAAGGAAGAGAUGUUAUUGCACAAGCUCAGUCUGGAACAGGAAAGACAGCAACAUUUUCCAUAUCCAUUCUACAAUGUCUGGACACACAAGUUAGAGAAACACAAGCAUUAAUAUUAUCUCCUACCAGAGAACUUGCUACACAAAUACAGAAGGUUAUUCUAGCUUUGGGGGAUUACAUGAAUGUACAAUGCCAUUCCUGUAUUGGAGGAACAAACAUUGGCGAAGACAUCAGAAAACUGGAUUAUGGUCAACAUGUGGUAUCAGGAACACCAGGCAGAGUAUUUGAUAUGAUAAAAAGAAGAAAUUUGAGAACAAGAUCUAUAAAGAUGCUGGUGCUUGAUGAAGCAGAUGAGAUGUUGAAUAAAGGCUUCAAAGAACAGAUCUAUGAUGUAUACAGAUAUUUGCCACCUGCCACACAAGUACUACUGAUCUCAGCCACAUUGCCACAUGAGAUUUUAGAAAUGACCAGUAAAUUUAUGACAGAACCCAUCCGUAUCUUAGUCAAACGUGAUGAGUUGACUUUAGAAGGAAUCAAACAGUUCUUUGUCGCAGUAGAGAGAGAAGAAUGGAAGUUCGACACAUUAUGUGAUUUGUACGAUACAUUAACCAUCACACAAGCAGUCAUAUUCUGUAACACAAGGAGAAAAGUGGAUUGGUUAACAGAGAAGAUGAGGGAAGCUAAUUUCACUGUCUCCUCUAUGCAUGGUGAUAUGGUACAAAAAGAGAGAGAAGCAAUCAUGAAAGAAUUUAGAUCUGGGGCAAGUCGGGUAUUAAUAACAACAGAUGUAUGGGCCAGAGGUAUAGACGUACAGCAAGUUUCCCUUGUCAUAAAUUAUGAUUUACCAAACAACAGAGAAUUGUAUAUACACAGAAUUGGUCGAUCAGGAAGAUUUGGUAGGAAGGGUGUAGCCAUCAACUUUGUAAAGAAUGAUGAUAUCAGGAUAUUAAGAGAUAUUGAACAGUACUACGCUACACAGAUUGAUGAAAUGCCUAUGAAUGUUGCUGACUUGAUUUGAGACCAACAAUGAACAAAUGACUUUUCCAUGUGAGGAAAAUUACAUCUGUGACAUUCAUUAUUUUACAAGGACAUGGAUCACUUUUUAAAUCCUCAUUUUAUCAUAACUUCAGUCAGAAUCAUGUAAAUAUCAUAAAUCAUUUUUACAUAACAUGCAGUUCUGGCCUAGAAAUUUCAAGUGCAAAGUGAAUAGUUGUUUCUGCAGUAUGUUUAUAUAACUGGAUGGUUAGCAUGGCUAUUAAAGAGACUCUACAGUUUGUCAAUAGUGAAUCGUGGGAAAUUUAGUAGAAACCUGUCCAUUCUGUCAACGGAAAAUUUGUGUAUUAAUGCUGGGUCAGUGUUAAGUAUAAUAAAAAUAUUGUAAAUUUUA